AUGGUGAAAUUUUCAGUAGGAGACAAAGUAUUCGCCAAAGUUCGCGGGUAUCCUGCUUGGCCGGCUAGAGUUGAAGCUGUUGCUGAUGCAACGCCAAACAAAGUGAAAUAUCAUGUGUUCUUUUAUGGCACUUUAGAAACUGCUGUAUGCAAAAGCGAAGAUAUUUAUCCAUAUGCCGAAAACAAAGAGAAUUACGGAAAGCCGUCGAAACGAAGGCUUUUUAACGAAGGUCUAGCCCAAAUAGAAGGCCGAGCUCCUGUUCCUGCACUUCCUCGCAGGAACAAUGCUCAAAAUGAAGGAGAUGACGAGGAAGAAGAAGAGGGAACGUUGGUUAUUGACGAAAACCCUUCAGCCAAGUACGGUAAGCCAAUUAAGAGGAAGCGCGACAGUGAUGCCACAGGUGACCAUGGCGAUGAAAAGUUGAAUGUAAGCUUGCCUUCAACUUCAACAAGUGACGUUAAAAACAGACGUGGAUCCCUUCCUGCUCAAAAACGCUUAAAGAAAGAUAGCACUUCCUCAAGCGGAGAUGCGAAAGGUAACGACCAAUCCCCAACAUCCAAACAAGAAAUCGUAAGUCGCUCAGGCCGUAAAAUCAAACCAAAGCGAUUUGCAGAUGAGGAGGCUUUUAACAGUGCCUCAGUUUCAGCACUUCCAGAAAACGCUAAAGAAGGUUCUGUAACUGGAGCAACAAACUUUCCUCUGAAAGGAGUAAAUAAAAAGGAUGCAGCAGCCAACUUGUUGAUCAGGGUGAAGGAGCGGAGGAAAAAACAACUAGAAUUUUGGAAGAAAGAAUUAGAAAUGCUGAAACAGGAGGAACGUUUGAAGAUUGAAUUCAAUAUUAAAAAACCAAAUCCAGAGCAAGGUCUGACAAUUUUAAAUGAAUUUCAUCAUAUUGGUAUUGAACCUCUGAUGUUGAAGAAGCAUCCUCAUGUCUUGGAAACCAUAAAAAAGCUUUGCAAAUAUGUUGGCAAUCCCGUGGGAUGGAAGUACUCCAAAGAGCAAAAGAAGUCAUUUGCAGCUAUUUGUGAAAAAGUUAAACAAAAGGCAAAGGUUAUAAUUGAUGAAUUUGCAGUAAUGUUUAAUGUAACUGAUAUAAGUACCUUUCACGAUGUUUUCUUAGAAAGUGUUGCGGAAUUGAAGAACAAAACAAACAAAUGGGAUCAGAAUAAAUUUCUAGCAAUGGUAGAAGAUCCUACUGCUAAGCAGGUUGAAAAUAAAAAAACUGACGUUAAGAAGACAGAUGCGGAAUCGCGUUUCAGUAGCGAUGCCGAAAAUGGUUUACAAGAAGAAGAAUGA
Gryllus bimaculatus (two-spotted cricket) is the source of this 1296-nucleotide messenger RNA. The record is from the annotation of a GenBank genome assembly. Lineage: Eukaryota; Metazoa; Arthropoda; Insecta; Orthoptera; Gryllidae.